Molecule: messenger RNA, 2481 nt
Organism: Diachasma alloeum
Lineage: Eukaryota; Metazoa; Arthropoda; Insecta; Hymenoptera; Braconidae
Product: cytochrome P450 9e2-like
Exons: 1
Coding region: 190-1803 (537 amino acids)
Molecular function (GO): iron ion binding; monooxygenase activity; heme binding
Source: RefSeq, a predicted model, not a curated record
UUCAAUAGACUCGGCCAAAAGUUAAUAGAAAUUUCAUUAGAAAUCAAUUGAAUUUUUUUGUGCGUGGUAGAAGAAUCUCAAAAUAUUCCACAAUUCUCGCGAAUCUUGGUGGAAGCAUAUGUAGUACCACCUAACGAGCUCAACCCACACAUUCCCCGCAUCGACAAGGAGAUCGCUGUAUUAUCUUGGAUGACACGCGAGAUUACCAUCCAGUGGAGCAGUCAACUACUGUGCCCCGUACCUACUGGACCCACCCGUGCAAUUUUCUCCUAUUGCGUUAAAGUGAUCAUGGAGCUGUGCACCUUUCUACUAACGACCGUCAUCGUCUACCUCCUCUACCACUUCUUCCUGAAGAAGGAAAAUUUUUUCGAGAAAAAUGGGAUUCCCCAUGUGAAACCUCUCACCGCAGUGGCCGGUUCAGUCUGCAAUUUGGUGCGAGGUGUGUCCUUAGCGGAGAGCGUCAGUGAAUUCUACAAUGCGAAUUCAAAGGUCAAGUACGCUGGAACGAGUUUCCUGAUGACUUCGGCACUGAUGAUCUGCGACUUGGAACUCACCAAACAAAUAACCGUCAAGUACUUCGACCACUUCGUCAAUCAUGACGGCUUCGUCGAUCCAACUGACGAGCCCAUCUUCGGAAACAAUCUCUUCUUCCUUCACGACAACAAGUGGCGGGAGGUGAGGAACCUGUUGACCCCAGCCUUCACCUCCAGCAAGUUGAAAGGAAUGUUCAAGCUCAUGUCUGAAUGUGCGGCUGCCUUCGCUGAUUAUCUCGCCGAACGAUCCCACCAAAAACCCCUUGAAAUAGAUUCCAAAGACGUCUUCACUCGUUACGCCAAUGACCUCAUCGGUACAUGUGCAUUUGGAGUGAAAGUCGACUCGAUGAGAAAUCCAAACAAUGAAUUUUACAUUCUCGGACGAAAGGCGACGAAUUUCGGAGGAUUAAACGUUCUGAAAUUGAUUUUUGUUCAAAAAGUCCCACGGCUUGCCAAAUUAUUGGGCAUUAGAAUAGUGAGUGAUGACGUCGAAAAGUUCUUCAUUCAAUUGGUGAGGGAUACUAUCGCAAUGAGGGAUGAGAAAGGUAUUACUCGACCCGAUGUGAUUCAACUGAUGAUGGAGACGCGAAAUAAUGAGGGACAUGGACGCGUGCUGACGAUUCCGGAGAUGACGGCACAAGCGUUUGUCUUCUUCUUCGGGGGAUUCGAGUCGACGUCAACAUUCAUGUGUUUUGCGAUGCAGAUGAUGGCGGAGAAUCCCGAGAUUCAGGUGAGACUCCAGAGUGAAGUGGAUGAGGUGUUUGAUGAGGAAGGAGACAAUCCUCCGUACGAAGCCGUCAAUAAUAUGGUUUAUCUCGAUGCCGUUGUCAAUGAAACCCUGCGGAUGUAUCCCGUAAAUGCAGUUAUGGAUAGAGUCUGCACUAAAGAAUUCGAGCUACCUCCACCGCUCUCUGGGAAAAAGCCGGUGCUGUUGAAGCCAGGAUUCGUCGUAUGGAUUCCAUACUACGCUCUUUUGAGAGAUCCGAGUCAAUAUCCCGAUCCUGAUGUCUUCAAUCCCGAAAGGUUCAUCAGUGAUGGGAAGACAUCAGCACACGCGGCUGCCUCCUUAGCAUUUGGACUCGGACCCAGAAUGUGUAUUGGGAACAGAUUUGCGAUUCUGGAGACUAAAGUACUGUUGGUUCAUAUUUUGAGGAAGUGUUCAGUAAAGCCUGCGGAUAGAAUGAUUACUCCAGUAAAGUUGGAUCCCUACACAUUUGCGAUGAAGGCGAAGGGCGGAUUCUGGUUAGAGGUUCAACCGAGACAGAAAUAACUUUUCUGCCCGAGAGAACACGCACGAAAAAAAUUAAAAACGUAACGAAUUUGCUAGACAAUUCUAUUGGAUUUGUGUUGAACUUUCUAUUAGCUUUUGGCCGAUUUCAUUGAAAUAUUCAAUAUGUGGAAUCAGUGAAUAUGUAUGUGUAUUGUGGUUUGAAUAAAGAAUCCUUUGAAAUGGUUCGCAGGAAUGAGAAGGCGCUGUGUCAGCAGAAUAUUUAGAGUAAGAAUUCAUUAUAGCCUAAAUAUUAGAGACAAUAAGUUCUUUGGAAAAUACUGAGUCGAAAAGAAAAGUUGGUUUAGGGUAUGCUCGAGUGAAGUGUGAAAUGAAAUGUAUUUAUGCUGUGUGACAGUUUUAUUUCGGUCCUGUUUGGUUGGAGAGAGUUUCUUGAGUGACUGAGGGUGGCCUGUGUAACGAACAGUGAGGUCAUUUUUUGGGACAAAGGGUGUAUUCGUUAGGAAUGAGUGCGAGGGAGAGGAUAUUUUUGAAAUAGAGAAGGAAAAGAGUGUUUUGCCCGAAUGAGGGAAUGACGAGACUCAGUUGUAAUCGAACGAAUGUCGCGUGAAGAUGUAGAGCAAACUUAGCUCAUUUGACGGUGUAUCUUUAUUAAUUCGAUUUUUAACUUAAAUAUACGUUCAUUUGUUCCAUUAAAAUAAAUAUCCUGUGACAUCAUGA